This is a messenger RNA of Heterotrigona itama, 1713 nucleotides long. NCBI's taxonomy places the organism in Eukaryota, Metazoa, Arthropoda, Insecta, Hymenoptera, Apidae. The record is from the annotation of a GenBank genome assembly.
AUGCAUGCAGGUAGUUCAAUAAGAUCCUGAAUAAAUACUGAAGUUAGCUAUACAUCCGUAUAAAUACUGAAGUUAGCUGCGUGAAGUUGGCUAUAUUUAUCUCGUUCCCGACGACCUCUGUCAAACUUCAUCGAGUUUCUUCUUGCAAACACGUUGGACACGUUUCGACUUCUAUUGCGUUUUGUGCGAGAAAACAUUGUUGCGCUGGCGCGUAACGCGAAAAAAUUCAGCACGACUCGAUAUCCACUUAAUAAACCCAUUGGAUUUAACGGUUCGUUAAUGCCAUUGAAUCGAAGAAAGUAAGCUAGCUAUUUUCAUAGCCCGGGCAUUAUCGUGUGAAAUUGGUUCAACACUUUCACAACGGGAAAUCUAGAGAUAUCCAGAAUAUCUUUUUGUACGAAAUUUUGGACAGGUUAAUUUUGUCACGUUUUGUAAUUUAUACAUUGUUAGGAGUUGAAAAUUCUCUUUUUCGUGAUUUUGAUGUUCUUCUGGAAUUUAGUUACAGUUCAAAUUAAUUAUAGUGAGCUAUACGUAAAAGAAUUAAAAAGACACCAGACAGAAUUCUUUAACUAAUUGUAUAUAAUAAUUAUAACUUUUUAGCUUUUUCCAUGGUUUGUAAUAUUAAUACUUUAAUUGAUUUUCCAUUGGCCAUUUUUUUCUCUUUGGGCAACUCUCGUGGACUUUUCUCCUUGAAAUAAUUAUACGUAACAGGUAUAAAUAUUUUCGUUAAUUUCCCAUGGAAAAAACAAAUAUUUUCGUGUAAUUUUAAAAAGAAAGAAUCUUUCUCUCUAAAGACUUUUGUUAUCAGAAAUCUUAAUGUUAAACUUAACCUCUUGCGCUGCAAUGGCCUGCCAAGCACGUCGACAAUUGUUCCAAAAUUGCAAUAUUUUCUCAGUUUUAAUGAUAUCAUACCGACGGUAGUUCAAAAAGAAAGCGACGAAUUAUUGUAUACGGUUUGGUCACUCGUUAUGGUCCGCGAAUCAGUUGCCAGCGCAGGAGAGGUUAAUAUUAAAAAAAGGUUAUGAAUUGAAAAGAAAAGUUUUUAAAAGAAACUUCCUCUCCAGAAAGUUGGAGAUCUUAAUUAUGAACUCACAAAUCUCAUUGCAAUGAAAAUUUAAUCUUCAAACGGGUAACCUAAUAGACUGUUGAUUCGUUUAUCGGUUUCGACCGGGGAAUUCUGAAUUUCGUGUUCCGUGAAUCUCACACGGUGCCUCCGCGUGUAGGCGUACGAUCCCUGUAGGUUAGCGCGUUCUCCCAUUGUGAGAGGCAUUCUAUGCGGGUCGCAGGUUACAUGCCCACGUUUAGAAAGUAACCAGUUGCCAGCACGGUUCUCCCUUCUUUCGUAUAGCGCCACGAUCGGCCGAUCUGGCCGAGCAACGGGCCCCAUUGCGGUUUUCUCACUGCUCCGUAUUUCAUAACUUCUUUCCUUCAAUGCUCAGUGUCUCUUCGACGUAUUUUUUUCUUUCUUUCUCUCUUUUUUCUCUCUCUUCAUUCUCCCAUUUUUCGUCCUCAACUAAUCGUUUCAACGACGUCAUUCCGCUACCGUGGAAUUUCUCUCGGCCAGUUUGUUUUCGAUCCGAUUUCGAAAUUUAUUUCGUUAGAUGCACAGAUGAAAGUAUGAAAUAUACGAGGUACUGAGGGAGUUUGUUUGCUCGAACGUUAUCGAUCAAUUAAUAUACAUCGAAAAUAUUUUUCAAGCUAAUGGAUGUUUGA